This is a messenger RNA of Diatraea saccharalis (sugarcane borer), 3513 nucleotides long. The record is from the annotation of a GenBank genome assembly. NCBI's taxonomy places the organism in Eukaryota, Metazoa, Arthropoda, Insecta, Lepidoptera, Crambidae.
AUGGGAUGUAACGAGGCUCUCAACACAUAUUUUCAAAAAUUAAUAGAGUUGAUCGGAAUACCACCUGCACCAGCGUUAGUAGCAGACAGUCUGACUGCCACUUCGCUCUCCUUGGUAUGGGAGGCGCCUACACUUGGAAAUCUCAGCUACUUGGUGCAAUGGCGAUAUGUGGAACUACCGGGUACUUGGCAGUACUACUCCAACACAAGUCACUCUGAUCGAUCUAUAAUACACGUUGAGAAUCUUCGCCCCUAUACCAAAUAUAGAUUUCGUGUAGCCAUAUUCCUAUCUGGACGCGUUGGAACAGGAGAGCCGGUUUACUCCGCACCGUCUGUAGUGAUAUCUACGCUAGAAAACGGCAAACCAAGUUCAGCGCCGUCUGCCUUACGGGCAGCUGCCCCUGACCCCAGUAGAGUGGCUAUUUCAUGGGAGCCGGGUCCAUUUCCGAACGGACCUCUCAUAUCCUAUGUACUGCGACUCACUGACACACAGCCUAAUACAAUUCAGGCCUUAGAGGUAAGUGAUGUAAGGAUUAUUGCUAUUUAUGUACAAUUUUCGCUACAUGUGAAUUUGUAGGGAGAGUUUUUACCCGAUUAGCAGUAGUUUCACAAUUAAUGGACUAUUUAUUUAUAAUAUAAAGAAAGAAAGUUGGCAAGUAACCUAUUGUUCCAGGACAUGCCGGCAUCCAACAACACAUUGUUUUACAUGUUUCAAAAUUUAGCACCAGCAAGAGAAUACGAAGUAUCAGUAGCAAUGCGCAACGCAGUAGGAGAAGGACCUAAAGCCAUAGUUAGAAUAUCUACUCCGCCUUUACCGACACCUACUCCUAGUCAACAACCAAUUCUAAUUUUGGGAAGUGAACAGAAUAUUUUAGCAGCACUAACUAGCGAUAUACUUUCCGAUCCUGUUGAACUAUUCAGUACUGAAUUUACUAUAACUGGUGUUGGCUUGGACGUAUCAAGUGAUUCUUUGUUCGUGUCAGUUUCAAACGGUUUUGUAUAUAGAAGUUCUCUUUCAAAAAAAAGUGAACCAGAAGCAGUCUUUGUCCCUGGGAUAAUUCCUUGUCAACCUCUAGACUUAUCGGUGGAUUGGUUGAAUCGCCACUUAUAUGUGCUUGCCGAGAUUACUUAUAUGGUAGAAAGCUCAAAUCCAGCUACAGAUAUCUUGUCGAAAUGGGAAAUAAUACGAUGUGAUUUUGAUGGAAAAAAUAUGAUUGUAGCUUAUUCAGGUUUCAAUGUGCGUCCGAUACAUUUUGAAGUUGAUGCUUAUAAUGGGUAUUUAUUCUGGGCUCUACGAGGUAGCGACCGUGGUGGAUUAUAUAGACUUGACUUGGCAAAUAUUUCAAACGGUGUGCGUCACGAGUCACCUCCUGAACACAUUGUAAGAGAUCCUUACCUGGGCGCAUUCACGGUAGACCACGCAGAUUUCAGAUUGCUAGUCGCACAUCUCAAAAGAAAUACUGUUCUAGCAGUAUCUUUAGAUGGGCGCGAAGUCACAGAUUUUCGUAGUAAUAUACAAUCUCCAAUGUUCAAAUCAACUCGUUCGAUUGCAUAUGCUGGCGGUCUUUUUUAUUGGACGAACGGACGUGAAAUGCUAACUGAAGAAUAUCAUCCACAAAUCAAUACCUACUUUCACAAUGAGUAUCCUUUGGCUUACAAUACUAAACAAGUAGCCACAAAACAAGUCCUGGUUGCAUUGAGGAGUUGUCAACCUAUUCCAGUUCCUGUAAAUCCACCAAUUGCUGUACAAAGUGUAAUGGGAAUAAAUCGAGCUAAGGUAACAUGGUCGCCGCCUCAUCUCUUAGGACACCAAGGAAGCGGUGCAUGGCAACAAUGGACAUUCCAUUUACAAUUAACACAUGCAACUUCUAAAGAAACGAUAAACAUAAAAAAUAUUACUGAAUCUACAUAUAUCGUUGAAAACCUUCAACAAGACACUGAAUACAUCAUUAAAGUGGCAGCAGUGACAUCAUCUGGUUCUGGUCCUUGGUCAUCGGAAUUCAUAGGCAGAACUUUAGCAUCAUCACCUACAACUUUACACAGUACAUUGUUGUGGUCAGGACCCGAUGGACUACUGCAAACGGAUCUCACUGGCGAUAAUUUACAAACAUUGAUACACAGGGCGCACCUAAAAAACUUUGACAUAACAGAUAUAGCCUGGUAUCGUGAUAAACUUUAUUUAGUCACAAAUCAAUCAACAGUUAUGUGGUAUAAUACAACAUCAAAUAUGAUUGGAAUGAUGCCGAAUAUGGAUAAUGUUGGAAGUUUAGCUGUAGACUGGGUUGGGAAAAAAAUAUACUGGUCCAACCCUAAGCAACAAUUGAUAACCCGAGGAAAUUUCGAUGGUAGUAAUCGGGAACCAGUGCCUAUUGUGACGGUUGCAAAAGAACUCACUAUUGACUCGCUUGGUGCCUACAUCUACUGGAAUACUGGGCAUGCUGUAGAAGCUGCUAAACUGAAUGGCGAAAACAAAAUGGUGUAUUAUCCAGCUCAGCUAUUUAGUGGAAAACAAGUGAUGGGCCUUACAGCUGAUUUGGAAAAAAAAUGGAUUUAUUGGUUAGUGAGAAGUUAUGAUGGAUCUGAAUUACAUAGGGCACCAAGUGCUGAUCAAAUAUCACACGGAGUAAAUGAAAUAUCUGGCUCCCUGGUAACACGUUUGGCUGGUACUGCGACUCUGGGACCAUUAUGUUAUUUUAGUGGUCGAUUAGUUUGGGUCCAAGAUGCAUCACGGGCAGUGGUGUCCGAUUUAGCUGGAAAAUAUACAGCCGAAUUAAUACCAAGAGUUCAUGUCAUCACCGUGAGAGACCCUACAUUACAUGCCAACAGUGUGAGAGCUCACACCGCUUGGGGCGGUGGCGCACCAGCUAGGACCACCGCACGCUCACCCCAAGCAGCACCAGCUCCCCCACGGAAGCCUAGAGUCUAUGUUCAGCCUUACAGCAGCGGUGGCUCUCUAUCGGCAAUAUUCCGAUGGGAUGCUCCCUUACGAGCCAACGGCGUCAUUCGAGGCUAUGAAGCACAGUGCUGGAUGCAAUCGGCAACAGCUGGCUUGGUAGAACCCACCGCGAAGCCCUCUGCAUGUGCAGAUGCACGUCUCUCUCCCAGCCACACGCAGCUCACGUUGAGAGAUUUGGCACCAGCGUCUAUUUACCACUUUAGGGUUCGGGCUUACACUGAUGCCGGUUUUGGUCAAUAUUCCAAAGAAGUAUUGGCUUCGUCCGAUGAAAUAAACCCUGUGCCGAAAGUGAUAGUGUCAUCACAGGAAUCUAUUAGAGUCGUUGAUUUAGAUUCCGAAGAGAGUGAAACGAUACCAAAAAGUAUGAGCAUUCCUAUUGAUUUUACAGUUUCAAUCGAAGAAAAUAUCGUUUACUGGGUUAAUGAUUUGGAGGAAAUCUUCUCAUCUAGAAUUAAUGGAAGUGGACAUUACAAAAGCGGAUUUAGGAAUGGUAAAUACAAGACCACACAUUACUCGUGUGUUUGCGAGAAAGCAGCCUAUUUACAGUUUACAAAUUGA